Messenger RNA from Mytilus trossulus (common blue mussel), 3180 nucleotides. RefSeq lists its product as uncharacterized. The coding region runs from base 181 to 1314 and encodes 377 amino acids. NCBI's taxonomy places the organism in Eukaryota, Metazoa, Mollusca, Bivalvia, Mytilida, Mytilidae. The record is from RefSeq and is a predicted model, not a curated record. The transcript has 5 exons.
GGUGAAUAAACUAUAGGAAACGUAUAUAUAAACAACUCAGUGUUUACCAAUAAUUUAGUGUAUUUAAAUAGUGUGGACUAAUAAAAUGAUCAUAACAACUUUUUGUCUAUCAUUCAGGACAUAAACCAUGAAAGAACAAUAAAAAAGUAAAAGACAAUAUUUCGAAGACCAAUUAACAACAUGGCCAUAGAAACAGAAAGACAGAAACAAAUAAAUAAAAUGUAUUUGAGCGGUAUAGUUUUUCUUGGAUUCAUGUGUGUUUGUCUAACCUAUGGAUAUCUAACAGCUAAAGAGAUAGGAAAUUAUGACAAACAGGAAUUUGACGAAGACAUCUUUCAGAGUCCCUGGAAUAGAAUAUACAUCGGAGCUUUUAUCAUAGCUGGUGUUUGUUUACUCCAUGUGCUAGUUAUUUGCUGUAUAGCUGAUCACGAAAAGAAAAACAGACGUAAAGAAGUCGGAGACUGUGUGGGACUAAGUGUUAUUCUACUAUGGGUUGGUGUGAUUGUUUGCGGUCUAGCGGCAGCUUUUUAUGGUAAUUUUGCCGUAAACACGCGGGUGUUUAAUGCAUGUAAUGGAACAGCUCUUGAAGAAGACAGCACAAAACCGUGUUUCGAGCACCUCAAGACGCAUACUACUGUUUUAAUUAUAAUUCUCAUUCUAUUUUUUAUCACAACAUUAUGUGGAUGCGCCCAAAGAGAUGAAAAACAUGAUAAAUUAAGGAAUGGACAUCCUAUAAAGAAUUCUAAAGUAACACAACAGCAACAUACAACGCAGCCUGCAAGACCGACCCCAGGACCGACUACAAUACAGCAACAAACGCAACAACCUGCGCAGACCUCAUCAGUUGAUUGCAUACAAACUUUUAAAUCUACGAAUGAGAAAAAUAAAGACACUAAACCAAGGAAGAAUCAGGUGUCUACGAUUUCAUCACCAAUAAAUAGUCAUCGUGAUGUAAACACUGAUUCAUCCUCCAUGGAGGGAGAUUAUACAAGUGAGGAAGUUAGUGAUGAUACAAUGAGCGAUCUGAGUAUUCCAAUUGACCAUAUAGAAAAUCACAAUGACAGCGAAACUAAUCAGAACAUUACGCUUUCACAUAAUUACUAUAUGCCUCCGUCCCCGUCCUCGACCAAUAUCGAUGUUGAUCAAAAUUUUCCUAACAGUAGAGAAGCCACAUUAGAAAGUCCUCUGCCAAAUUCGUCUGUUUUUAGAAUGGCUAAUCAUUCUCAACAAACACGACCUCCAUUGCCUAGGAUUAAAUCGGUGACGACAAUACCGAUGGAUCCACCGCCUGCAUAUGAAGAUCUUUUUAAAUAGUAUUACCCAAAAUAAAAUUAAGGAGUCAAAAAAAAAAAAUGAUAGAAUUUGUUCAUACUUUGCCAAAACGUAGUAUCUAUUGAUAUACAUGUAUGUUGAAAAAUAUAAUAACAAAGAUAGGUCACCGCGCAUUUUCUCAAGCUACAGGACGUGACAAAAUGGCACAUUGUAUAUGGAUUAAGAUGGCUCGGGACUAUUCGACUGCGCAUAAUUACAUGUAUUCGCAUGAAUUACAAAAGUAUUUGUCGUAAAUUCGAUAUAAUUUUUUGGAAUAUUUUGAUUGAUUAGUAAUGUUAACUCAUUGUAGUUAUGUGACCAGUAGAAUAUUUUCGUUAUUUUCCGUAUUUAUUAAGGGCCGGUUUAAAAUGACAAUUCACCCAUUUUCACCAUUUUCCCGCCAAAAUUUGGGUUUUAAGUCAAAAUAUAUUUUUUUUGCUUAUGGGUGACCUUUUUUUUUAUUGGCUCAUUCUUUGAAGCUAUAUUCAAGCUUUUUAUAAAACAGUUUUGGACCAAUUGUCAUAGAACGUUUUUUUUUUUUUUUUUUGCUAAUCUGAUAAAAGUAUGUCAACACCUCUAUUUUCCUUAUCAUUUCUUUGAAAAAUUAUCCAUUUACAUACCUGUUUACAGGUUCAAUUUUGAGCUUAAAUGGUCCGGGACCCCGUAAUUUUGUUCGACCAAUUUGAUUCAUUUUCUUUAAAGAAUAAAAUAACCAAAAAUAUGACACUUCUGAUAGAAACUUCGAAUAGGCCCGAGCAACCUUUAAUCAAGUUGAAGUUAAUUAAAUUAAGUAAUAACCGUUUGACGGCUGACAGUUAAAACAUUUAUGCCUUUGCGUGAUAAUGAAUUAUUUUUCAUUAGCUAAAUUGGACUUCUUUUAUAAAUAAAUUAUUGAGAUCAGUGGGAGUUGUGACAUGUUUCGGCGUCCAUCACAAAUUAUACUUGUUUGGACGGAAAUUGACAUCAUAUUAGGGACAUGCAAGUGUUUGAGGGUUAGAACACCUUUAAAAUUGAUUUAAAUAUAUAUUUAUUUUACUACAUGUUGUAUAUUUUUAGGACGAAUAUGUCACGGCUUACAUGUAUAUAUUCAAGUAUAAUAUUAUGUCUUGCCACGUGCUAUUGGUGCUACUACAUUUUUCCAACUUGCCUUUUGCAAAUUUUUACGCAACGAUUUAGCUAUAAUAUAGUUUGCUUUUUUAUGAUCAAGGGGAUACUUCAAUUUUGUUUUCUUUGAUUUUUAAGUAUGUUUGCUCUAUUCUUUACACUUUUUUCUAUUACAUCUCUAUUGCAAUUCAUAAGUUUUAUGCCAACUAAAUCCUAAUACAAAAUUUGCUUACAAAAUUUAAAGAUUAAUCCUUAAAAGAGCACCGAAAAAAAUUAAUUAUAUUCUUUUUCUUUCUCAUUAAGCAACAGAUUAUUUACAAAUUGUGUUAUUUUAUUAUAAAUUAUUAGAAUGUUGAGUAAGUCAACGAAACACCUUUUGUCAAACGUUACACGCGUUGUAACACCAGGGAGAAUCGAAACUGGGCGAUGUUACAGUAUGUUACAGUAUGUGUCGUAUGAAGUGGUUGAAGCGGUUGCUGAAAUAAUAUUUUAAUAAUGUAGAAGAUUACUUAAACCAUCUUUUGUUACUCUUAUUAGUUUAUAUGAUAUAUGUGUGUGCCGAAAAUCUGUUAUUUAAUCUUUUUUUAAAUAUAUUUCAUUUACUGUAAAUAGCACUUUUUAUAAUGUUGAUAUAAUGUUAUACAUGUAUGUAUCUCAUGUGGUCUGUAUAAUAAGACUGUCGUUAAAUAUGGUAACGUAGUAUUGUUUUACAAUUUACAAGUGUAUUUAUUGAGAGAGGAGACAUUAAUAAACCAUUGUAUUGAG